Molecule: messenger RNA, 2883 nt
Organism: Coregonus clupeaformis (lake whitefish)
Lineage: Eukaryota; Metazoa; Chordata; Actinopteri; Salmoniformes; Salmonidae
Product: protein cornichon homolog 2
Exons: 6
Coding region: 637-1101 (154 amino acids)
Biological process (GO): vesicle-mediated transport; regulation of AMPA receptor activity
Cellular component (GO): synapse; dendrite
Source: RefSeq, a predicted model, not a curated record
AUUUAUUGAUUUGGAGCUUCCCCUGCCCCCUCAACCAUCUCUGGGGAACAAGGGAGUACGGCAACGGAUCAAAGCCAGGGAGAGAGGGACCGAGAGAGAAAGGGAGAGAGCGAGAGCGAGAGCGAGAGAGAGAGAGAGAGAGAGAGAGAGAGAGAGAGAGAGAGAGAGAGAGAGAGAGAGAGAGAGAGGGAGAGAGAGACUGUUAAAUGCACUUGGCCGGUAUAUUCUAGGGUGAUCCAAAUAUUGCUUAAUCAGACCGUCUGAGAGAGAGAAGAAGAAGAGACUGAGGAGGACAGAACAUGAGGGAGAGUGUUUCUUGGUCUGUUUUAGAGAAAGAGAAGAGAAAACAUAAGGGGGAGCUUUGGAGAGAGAAAAGCGAAAGAUGAGGGAGGGGGACAAGAGAAAGAGGGGAAUUAAUUAACUUAGAGACUUCUAAGGGCUGUGGAUAUGUUUUUCCUUUCUUGAGAAAAAGACUUGUACCAAAAUAAGAAAAAACAAUUCUUAACAUCUAAAUAUUGUUGAUUCUCUAAAUGUUGUUUUUCCACCCUGCAAGUGAGCACUGAAAAGCAUAUGCGUGAAGAAAUCAGAUGGACGCGACUGAGAUAGAUAGAGAAAGGCAAGGCAGAGAAUUCUGACAUGGUGUCGACCCAAAUUGACAGAGACAGAGUGGGAAGAGGAAGGAGUUGGAUAUUCAGUGAUAGAUGCAUCUACCACCAAACACAGAUUAUUGCGUUUGACGAGCUGUGCACAGACUUCAAGAACCCAAUCGAUCAGAGCAACCCCACCAGAGCGAGGGAAAGAAUUCUGAAUAUUGAAAGAAUAUGCAACUUGCUGCGGAAGCUGGUGGUGCCAGAGUACUCCAUCCAUGGGCUUUUCUGCCUGAUGUUCAUGUGUGCUGGGGAGUGGGUCACCCUGGGCCUAAACAUCCCCCUGCUCUUCUACCAUCUCUGGAGGUUUUUCCAUCGGCCGGCAGAUGGGUCAGAGGUCAUGUAUGACCCUGUCAGUGUGAUGAAUGCAGACAUCCUGAACUACUGUCAGAAGGAGUCCUGGUGUAAACUGGGCUUCUACCUGCUCUCCUUCUUCUACUACCUGUACAGGUGAGGUCAUAUUACAGUAUGGUCUAUGCCUUGGUGAGUUUCUAAACACAGAAUAGAAGACAAAGCAACAAAGAGGAGAUUUAAAGACAGUAAAAGAGAAAGUGCAUGCAAGACUAAGACUGGGUGAUGUCACUCACCCUUCUUUCUCACCACCCAUUACUCCAUCACAGACCAUGUUUUGCUCUCCUCAAAUCUUUGGAUGGAGGGACGAACAUCGGAGGACAUUGUGAGGAAAUUAGGCAAAGCAAAGAGACUUUGUUGAGCCUGCUCAGACACUGCCAAGACAUAUAGAAGAGGAGGAGCAGACAGAGAGGAGCCACUGAAAUAAUGAAGAGAAAGAGAGAACACAUCUUAGCCAGUGUACGGGAUGCCUUGAUCUGACCACAUCACGUCUUAAGGGCUGCGGGUCUCCUCUGCUAUUCUUAGUGAUACUGUCACUCAACUGUGAAUUUAUCAACUUUGUGUUGCCUAAGUCCUAGUGUAGAUGUUGCAGAUUCAUACAUCAAUAUCCUUCCAUCCCAAUAAACCUCAUCAUUUUAGAAAAUAAACACGUAUUUAGUUAUUCUCCUAAUUUGGUUAUUAUUUAUUAGUUCAAUAAUUCAGUAGUUGUGGUAGAUCAUAUUCUGAGGAUAUGAAUAGCUAGUUGUUUAAGCAGAUAAAUACACCAUUCAAUUCUACUAUUUUGAUCUAGAGUGAUAGCAAUUGUGUUAUUCACAAAUAUCUAAUUUAUGUAGUUUAUGAAGUCAACAACACAAACACAUAAUAUGAACUGAACAUAUGAACACAACAUGAACCAAUGGAGCAAGCCUAGUGGAGAAAUAACAAGCUGUAACACUGUUUUGAUUACGAUACAAUGGGCAUAAGAUUCUGCGAAGGAUCGCGGACACCCUGGAGCAAUGUUUGAGUCUAGGUCCAUCCCAAUCAAAGCACUAUCUCCCAGCCCCCGUUCCUGCCCAGGGCAAACAGGCGGAUUUCUUUCCAACAAACAAUUAUUCAGGCUUGAAGGGGAUGUUUUAGCUCUGGCUGAGAUGGUACUUGGGUGUUUAAGUAUUCUGUGUUUGUCUGUUCUGUUCUAGCCUGGAAGGGAUGAUUUCACCUGGACAUUCCAAGCUCUGUGCUCAGUGAUUCUAGAUUCUAGAAAUCUCAUUCAAGAAAAGCAAUAGCUAGGAGUGAUUACUGUACAUGGGAUCGUAUUUCCUCUGUGGACUAAUACUGUGUGACACAAGUAACUGAUAAGGCUGCUAAAGAUGAUGAUGUUGAUAGGGUUGCAAUGAUGACUGUGUCAAGCGCAGAAAAGCGUCUCACAUAGAACAUUAUGGUGGGACUUACAUACUGUAACUGUUUUCACUCAUAGGUGUCACAGUGAAUAUUGUCGGACACUUUAGUUUUUGGUUCAUUUCAAAGCCGUGACUUAGCUGGUGCUGCCCUCAUCGUCAGGAAUCCAUAGCGCUAUGUGUAGAUAAUUGAUAAUGAUCGGUCUGUGUGAUGUUAAAAUCAUUAGAGAAAUGGGUAAUACUGGAACUUGAAAAAUACAUGUAAACUGUGUGAUUAUUUAUUAUAAACUGACCAUAAUUGUAGUAAUUAAUUGUUUACAACAGUUCUGAUAGGGUUCACAUUGGCAUCUGAACACACACAGAGCCCUGCAUUAUAAUGGAGUCACUCACAUUUUAGUAACGUGUCAAUAUUGUUCAGCUAGGUUUCUUGUGCCAAGACACAUACAGUAUGUUUACAGUGGCUUGCGAAAGUAUUCACCCCCUUGGCAUUUUUCCUAUUUUGUUGCCCUACA